AUGACCCCGACUAUACCUCGAGAAAAGACAUUCGCUUUAAUGAAAUCACAACUUUCAAACCUCGAGGCAGAAUUCAUCUUAUAUAAAGAAAACAAUCAGAAUGCAAUUUCAGAACUCUCUGUCUUGAUAGAAAAGAAAGAUGAAGAGAUAAGUUACCUAAAAGAUGAGAUAAUGGCUUUAAAAUCUGCUGGCAAAGAAAAGCAGCAAAUUAUAAGUGACCUAACA
Molecule: messenger RNA, 225 nt
Organism: Paramuricea clavata
Lineage: Eukaryota; Metazoa; Cnidaria; Anthozoa; Malacalcyonacea; Plexauridae
Source: the annotation of a GenBank genome assembly